AGCUUAGCCAUUUCAUUGAAUUUAGGUGGUUAGAUUCCGCGGUGCCAGCUAGCCUUUUCAUGUGGAAAAUAGCGUUGCUUUCACACUUGCAUAAUAGUUUUUUUUAUCCCUUUUCACAGCUUCUUUUGCUUCCCCUAACUUCCUCAUCUGUUCUUCACUUUUGUGAACUUCAACUUGUCCCACCCCACUUUGCUUCUUUCUCUGCUCACUGUGUUCUUCUUCAUGGGUUGCUGUUUUAGUGCCAGAAUCAAAGCUGAGAGCCCUCCACGCAAUGUUGUGUGGAAAAUAAGAUGGGUGCUUGUUUUGGCUGCUCCAGAAAUGGACUGAGUUCCAAGGAUGGUUGCAGAUCGGAGGAUUGCUUGAAUGGUGCAAGCAGCAGCAGCAAGGUCUCCAUUCCCUCGAUGCCUCCAACUCCUCGGACCGAGGGUGAGAUCUUGAAGUCCUCCAAUAUGAAGAGCUUCACCUUUGGUGAGCUUAAAACCUCGACAAGGAACUUUCGUCCCGAUAGUAUGGUCGGCGAAGGUGGGUUUGGUUGUGUAUAUAAGGGCUGGAUAGAUGAGCAGUCACUUGCCCCAGCUAGACCGGGAACUGGAAUGGUCAUUGCUGUAAAGAGGCUUAACCAAGAAGGUUUGCAGGGACACAGUGAAUGGCUGACAGAAAUCAACUACCUGGGGCAGCUGCAUCAUCCUAAUCUUGUGAGACUGGUUGGUUACUGCGUAGAGGAUGACCAACGGCUUUUGGUAUAUGAAUUUUUAACCAAGGGGAGUUUGGACAAUCAUUUAUUUAGGAGGGGUUCUUACUUUCAACCUCUUUCUUGGAGCAUCCGCAUGAAGGUUGCUCUUGAUGCUGCUAAGGGUCUUGCAUAUCUUCACAGUGAUGAAGCAAAAGUGAUAUAUCGAGACUUCAAAACUUCAAAUAUAUUGCUUGAUUCGAAUUAUCGCGCAAAACUUUCUGAUUUUGGCUUGGCAAAGGAUGGACCAGUGGGUGAUAAGAGCCAUGUGUCUACAAGGGUAAUGGGCACAUAUGGCUAUGCUGCUCCUGAAUAUAUGGCCACAGGUCACUUGACCAAAAAGAGUGAUGUAUACAGCUUUGGAGUUGUUCUCCUUGAAAUCAUGUCCGGCAAACGAGCCCUUGACCAGAACAGACCAUCCGGGGAGCACAAUUUGAUUGAGUGGGCAAAACCUUACCUCAGCAACAAGCGCAGGAUCUUCCAAGUUAUGGAUGCUCGAAUUGAAGGCCAAUACACAUUACGCGAAGCAAUGAAGGUAGCUAACCUUGCAAUUCAAUGCUUGUCUGUGGAACCAAGAUUCAGACCGAAAAUGGAUGAGGUGGUGAGUGUGUUGGAGGAACUUCAGGGUUCUCAUGAUGACACAGCUGGAGGAGUGGGAACUUCUAGAGAUCAGCGUGCUAAAAGGAAUGUUCAUAGUGGUCCUAAGCAGCAUAGAAGUAAACAAAGUGGAAUAACUGUCCAGUGACAAUGAAAGUAGUGUGGCCAUCUGGUUUUGUUCUUGAUUAGUUGCCAUAUUGUAUAUCAUGAUAAACUUAAGCAUUUGUCUUGAGAUAUCUGAUUGCUGUACAGGUUUUUUGAUUCAGUAAUAUUAAAAUUUUCAUUUUCAUUUUCA
Lotus japonicus is the source of this 1622-nucleotide messenger RNA. Its product is annotated as receptor-like cytoplasmic kinase 176. Lineage: Eukaryota; Viridiplantae; Streptophyta; Magnoliopsida; Fabales; Fabaceae. Gene Ontology annotation, biological process: protein phosphorylation. The transcript has 7 exons. The record is from RefSeq and is a predicted model, not a curated record. The coding region runs from base 291 to 1475 and encodes 394 amino acids. Gene Ontology annotation, molecular function: ATP binding; protein kinase activity.